ACAGGAUAAAAGAACAGGAGGAAUAGAAGAAGAUCGAAGAAACAGCAUAAUCUCCUUCACUCCAAACUCAAACAUAAGCACAAGUUGUUAUAGUUCCCUGUUCUGUUUGGUGAUUCGUGGCAGCCAUGGAGGUAUCUUUUUCAUUAUCAACCUCCACCACCUAUCUGCGUCCAUCUACAGAGGCAUUGCUAUUUAGAAGGAUUAAACUUCAUCUGGAGCUUCCAAUUUCAUUGAAUAGAAGAGAUUCGCUGUCUUUGUUGACGCGACCUUGUUGCCUGGUUCACAAAGUAAACUCUAUAAAGGUCUUAUGUAGUCAAAAGAGAGAGAUUCCUGUUGUUGAGGCCGGUUCCAUGGAUGAGAUAUAUGAUGCUUUAGCUAUACGGCUUCUUCCUACAGCACCAGCAGCGUCGAAUCCUAAUUUCAAGCAUAUUGUGGCGUUGGCUGGUCCACCUGGUGCUGGAAAGAGCACUUUGGCUUCUGAAAUAGUGCAUCGUGUAAAUAGGUUAUGGCCACAAAAAGCUUCUUCAUUUGAUUCGCAAGUCAAGCCUCCAGAUGUUGCUGCAGUUCUUCCCAUGGAUGGGUUUCAUCUAUAUCGUUCCCAGCUUGAUGCAAUGGAGAAUCCAGAGGAAGCCCAUGCCAGAAGAGGAGCUCCAUGGACAUUUUCCCCAUCUCUACUGCUUAGAUGUCUGGAGAAGUUGAGGAACGAGGGGUCAGUUUAUGCACCAUCUUUUGAUCAUGGUGUUGGAGAUCCAGUAGAAGAUGAUAUCUUUGUGAGUCUUCAGCAUAAAGUGGUCAUAGUUGAAGGAAAUUAUCUAUUGUUGGAAGAUGGGGCUUGGAAGGAUGUGUCUUCAGUGUUUGAUGAGAAAUGGUUUAUUGAUGUGGACAUUGAUACAGCAAUGCAGCGAGUUUUAAAGAGACAUAUUUCAACAGGGAAGCCUCCAGAUGUUGCUAAGUGGCGGAUAGAGUAUAACGACCAGCCUAAUGCAGAGCUCAUUAUCAAGUCGAAGAAAAAUGCAGAUUUAGUAAUCAGGUCUAUCGAUUUCUGAAAUUGUUUGACGCGAUGACCUAAUGGAGAAAGAGAGAUGAGAUCAGAUGAAUUUAUCUGUUUUGCAUCAACUUAAUGGAAACUGAAAGAGUGAAUGAAUAAAGUAUAUGGCACUUUUUUCUA
Molecule: messenger RNA, 1168 nt
Organism: Populus nigra (black poplar)
Lineage: Eukaryota; Viridiplantae; Streptophyta; Magnoliopsida; Malpighiales; Salicaceae
Product: putative uridine kinase C227.14
Exons: 12
Coding region: 126-1046 (306 amino acids)
Cellular component (GO): cytoplasm
Molecular function (GO): kinase activity; ATP binding
Source: RefSeq, a predicted model, not a curated record